Messenger RNA from Carassius carassius (crucian carp), 2216 nucleotides. Its product is annotated as scavenger receptor class B member 1-like. Gene Ontology annotation, molecular function: lipid binding; scavenger receptor activity; low-density lipoprotein particle binding. Lineage: Eukaryota; Metazoa; Chordata; Actinopteri; Cypriniformes; Cyprinidae. Gene Ontology annotation, cellular component: caveola; cytoplasm. Gene Ontology annotation, biological process: cholesterol efflux; recognition of apoptotic cell; cholesterol import. The transcript is spliced from 14 exons. The coding region runs from base 140 to 1768 and encodes 542 amino acids. The record is from RefSeq and is a predicted model, not a curated record.
AUCGUAAACAUGAUAAUCAAUCAGCAAGAGCGCUGUAAAACCUGCAGGAUUAUAGAGGCGGACUUUAACAUCACUCACCAGCUCUAAUGUACAUGAUCAUAAAGUCAGCAGAGCAUUAAUAACUCUAGGCAAGAGUUUUAUGGCUUUAUCUUGUAUAAGUGAUAGUUUGCUCGCUUUGCGCUGUCCAGAGGAAAUCACUUCAGUUUCUCAAAGCCCCGCGUUUGUUUGUGAAGAGAACUGUGUGGAAAUAAGGAUGGCGGUGUCUAAAUCUACAUUAUCCAUCGUUUUUAUAGUUCUGGGGGGGUUGGCGGUUUUAUUCGGGACUGUGCUGGUGUUUGUCGGACCAAUUAUAAUAGACGAUCAAAUAGUCAAGAAUAUAGAGAUUAACCCGAACAACGGACUCUCCUAUACUAUGUGGAAGGACAUCCCAGUCCCCUUCUUUAUGUCUGUAUAUUUCUUUCAUAUUGUCAAUCCUAAUGAAACCCUAAAUGGAGAAAAGCCCACGGUGGUACAGAGGGGGCCAUAUGUGUACAGUGAAAACCGCUGGAAGGACAACAUCACAUUCCAUGACAAUCACACCGUCUCGUAUAAGGAAUAUCGGCAGUAUUUCUUUGAGGAGAGCAUGUCUGUGGGAAAUGAAUCCGAUGUGGUCACCAUCCCUAACAUGCUAGUGCUGGGCGCUUCAGUAAUGAUGGAGAACAUGCCCUCACCUUUACGCAAGCUGGUCAGCAGCACAUUCAAGAGCUUCAGCGAGGGACCUUUCUUGACCAAGCCAGUUGGAGAACUCAUGUGGGGCUACGACAGCAAGUUGGUGGACUUCCUGAACAAUUUGCUCCCUGGAAUGCUCCCAACCAGCGGGAAGUUUGGCUUAUUUGCUGAGUUUAACAACUCCAACACUGGACAGUUCACUGUCUUCACUGGUCAAAACGACAUCCGGAAAGUUCAUAUGGUGGAUUCUUGGAAUGGCCUGAAAAGUGUGGAUUACUGGAGUUCUGAACAGUGUAACAUGAUCAAUGGCACAGCGGGUCAAAUGUGGCCUCCGUUCAUGACUAAAGAGUCGACGAUGCCCUUCUACAGCCCUGAUGCGUGCAGGUCCAUGGAGCUGGUAUAUCAAAGGCCAGGUGUGUCUCGUGGGAUUCCCGUGUACCGCUUCGUGGCCCCAAAAACCCUUUUUGCCAACGGUUCAGAUUAUCCUCCCAAUGAGGGCUUCUGUCCUUGUCGACAGUCCGGCCUUCUCAAUGUCAGCACCUGCAGACACAAUUCCCCUGUGUUCAUGUCCCAUCCGCACUUUUUUGAGGCUGAUCCCAUCCUUUUGGACACUGUCAAUGGAUUGAGCCCGAAUGAAGAUGAACAUGGGCUCUUCAUCGAUAUCCACCCGGAGACUGGAGUGCCAAUGAAUGUUUCGGUUCGGCUGCAGCUCAAUCUGCUCAUCAAGAGUGUGCCUGACAUCACAGAAACAGGAGAGAUAACUGAAGUGGUGAUGCCAAUGAUCUGGUUUGAAGAGAGCGGCUACAUUGAUGGUCCUGGUCUCAACACGUUCCGCACCAAUCUGGUGGUGCUGCCCAUGGUCCUGGAGUACAUGCAGUACAUCUUCAUCGGUCUCGGACUUGCAGGCAUUUUGGGGGCCGUGGUGUUAUAUGUCAGUGACAAGAAAGCCAUGAAAAAGACAUCAGGUUCUCUGUCACAAGGGGAAAGCGUAAAAGAUGCAAAACACAACCCGACCAGUGAGACACAGGAUGAAAAAUAUUGCAUAAACGACAGCAGGUAAAAAGUAGGAUGGUUGGUCAGCGCUGCACAGAUGUGUAUCCAUCCAGCUCAGUCAGUGAAAAGACCCCAUUUCUUCAGAGCCCAACGAGAUAAAGCCAUUAUCCACAUCACAGCCUACUUUCAUAACCUUUCAAUUUACUGGACAACAAAUAACACUGUCUUUUAAUAUUGGGGUUGAAUGAAUUAAAAGGUACAUUACUGUACAGACUAUUCUGUGUGAUGAAGGGAAGUUGAUGUGGAUUAUGAAGUAUGGGUAAGGCCGUUUUAUUUGUGUGCUUUUGUUUGGGUCUAAAGUGUUGUGCGGGGUCAGUACAAAAUAUUUAAAGGUUAGUUUUUUGACACCUUCAAUUUUAAUACUUGACAAAAUAUACCAGGCAUUGAAUUUCAAAUGGUGCAUUUAUAAAAAAAUUUUUUACAUGACUAAAGUUCCAAUAACUCCUAACCAAGGG